Messenger RNA from Suillus discolor, 2885 nucleotides. RefSeq lists its product as uncharacterized. Gene Ontology annotation, cellular component: Golgi apparatus; COG complex. NCBI's taxonomy places the organism in Eukaryota, Fungi, Basidiomycota, Agaricomycetes, Boletales, Suillaceae. The coding region runs from base 60 to 2780 and encodes 906 amino acids. The transcript is spliced from 12 exons. Gene Ontology annotation, biological process: intra-Golgi vesicle-mediated transport. The record is from RefSeq and is a predicted model, not a curated record.
AGCCUGGUGAAACAUUACAUAUAGUCCAAAUAUCGCCGGACAUUAACGAUCUCGUAUGUAUGGCUCGGCGACCGUCUACAGUGUCAGUCGCAUCGUUUGGUUCGAUCAAGAACCUUGCAGAACUGUCUCAUUUGACUUCAGCAUCAACAUUCACGCCAUCUCCUUCAGCACCAAACUUCCCUCGUUCGGUCCCAUCCACUCAUUUUUCGAGCGUGCAAUCCACCAGGGUACAGGAUGAGACCGCGGACAUAGACCCAGAUGAAUUGUUUGCGAAAUGUACUAUUCCCGAGGUCAAGGCGAAACAAGUUCAGUUAAGAUCGGACGCUGAAGCCAAGCAGGAGGAGCUUCGUGUUAUGGUCGGGGAACGGUAUCGCGAUCUCCUACAAGCCUCAACGUCCAUAAUUUCCAUGUCAAAGUCCGCAAGGCGUGUUCAAGAGGCAUUCCAAGAAACUAAAGAUGCUAUUGCGUCUCAGCAACAGCCAUCCAGGGAAAAUCGUACUUCGAAUGUAGGCAAGGAAGAUUCGCAUUUGCAAACAUUGCAGGUGCUCUCUGCCCACAUAAAGUUGCUUCUUGAUGCCCCAGAACAUCUAUGGCGGCUUAUUGAAAGAGAAAAGUAUCUUCAUGCCACCUGGUUAUUCAUGCUGGCACGCGUUGUGCACCGGGCACUUUCUCAUGAUGAUGACCAAGAUGAGGAUAGUUGGUUGAACCAAGGCGUUAACAUCAUGGAGCAAUUUCCACUCAUCCAGCGACAGUGGGAGACCAUAUCUCAUUUUCGCUCUCAGAUUGUCCAUAGAGCCACUCUGUCUCUGAGGAUACAUGAAAAGUCACCCGAGGACACCUGUGCAACUAUUCUGACUCUCCAUAUUCUCGAAUCAAGACCUUUGACAGACACUUUGACGACAUAUCUCUCCCAGAGAACGCGGACUAUGCAUACAUCGGUUUCAAAAAACUCAAUUAUCACGACAACUGCAACCCCCAAUAGCGUUCCUAUGACACAGACCAACGGUCAUCCUCUUGGGGCUUCCAAGCUGGUGCAGUCUAAAUGCACUUCUCCCAAUGACAGACUUCAAGAAGUGAAGUCCUCACUGCUAAUUCUUGUCGAGGUAAUAUCAAGGACCGUAAAUUGCGCUCGGAACGUAUUCCAAAGUCUGAGACCCACGCAGCCAGCCCUGGCAAUUCGCGUGCUGGAGCAGAUGCAUACCGAAUCGCUCGCCGUAUCUAACUCAGAGACUGCACUUCCUUUUGAACUGGCUUUGAGUACCCAAACGAUUCUUUCUGGACUUCCAUCGUCGUCAUACUUCACCCUCCUUCCAGCUGACAUCAAGUCAUACAAACCUUAUAUCGAAUUAUCUUCCGCUUCGUCUUCCGUGCCAGGACACUUUCUGGAGGAUAAAUUACGAACUUGGUUUAACCAGUCUUGCUCUAUACUUCGGGAUUCUUUGGACCGCUGGCUGCUGGAGUUGGACAGCGUGAAGAGCGUUUGGAAUGUUAGAUCCUCCCUACGAAAGUGGCUACUCACAUCGGGGUUGGUGAAAACGGAGCAGACGGCACUCGAUACUUUAUUUGAAGAAGCUGUCAGAAAGCGAGUGAGCGCCAUAUGGACCGAUACCAUCCACAGGGCGAAAGAGCUGUUCUUGAAGGCGUUAUCUACACUUACUGCAGGUAGUGGUGUCAUUGCUGAAGAGUUUUCUCCUCUAAACAGCAUAUAUGUACCCCAGUCUGUUCCGCCUCCACCCCUGACAGGAAGUGGACCUGCAGCGUACGAACUCCCGUACCAAACGUAUAAAACAGUGUUGCAAUCACAACUUCGUGGUCGGACACCUCGCCUGCAGACUUUUUUAAACAUUCUGGAGGAAUCUGCAGCUUCAUUGCAAAAAGACUAUACCCGUAUUAGUUUGGAUCAGAACAGCAAAAGGUUAGCCCGCAAUCUAGUUGAGGCAUAUCUCCCAGAGGCGAAGGCUUUUUGUUCUAUGAUCGCCGACGCUCUUGCUUCGACUGCCGAUGAGCUGAUGAACCAGUCAGACACCGCUCCAGCGAUGAGAAAUCUGAUUUUCCUCAGUCGAGUGGCGGUCGAAAUAUCAUUGACAUCGCCUUUCCUUGACAAUAUAGGUUGUGACGAGGUUGUUGCACUGCAAUUUCGAGACAAAACAGGUUUACUAUUCGACCGAAUCAUCAACCGGUGGAGGGAGCACACUAUUUCUUCUGCCAUCUCAGUAUAUGAUGACGCAAAAUUUCAUUUAACACUUUCUGGGCCAUCACCAGCCCUGAUGGAAAGCUUACAUGCUUUAUCGACUUCCUUGCACAGCUUGGGUCUCACGCACCAUCCAUCACAACUCACUAGCAUAGCGUCAUCACUCUUUAGCUUAUUCAUCGACAAAUUCACCCGUGAUAUGCCGAAUGGCGAUACAGGUCGGAAUGUACAGAUGUUAAAUGAUGCAAACUUCCUGCGAUGUCUUGCGUUGGUCUGGCCUUCCGAGGCACUCGAGACAUAUUCACUUGACAGACUGAUCGCUGCGCUGCAGUCGGAAGUUCAAUCUUCAGGGGGACAUCUACAACCUGAUCCAGAACAAGCUGCCAAGGAAUACUUGAUGAGGACUCAAAUGUUACUGUCAGCACUUCUUCCGCCUACUUCUUCCAUGCAACCCGCAAAGGAAAGUGCAGAUAAGAUAAGUGCACUACUGACCUAUGGUGUGCCUGGGGCAGACACGACAUUUUUGUCAGCUGUGGAGCUUGCCAAGGUUUCUACUCGGUUUCCUUUAUUGCUGGUGGAGACUCGAUAGGGGCUGAGUAGAUGUGUUCACAGCUAUUUCUACAAUAUGAACCUGUUUCGAUCAACACAUUGAUAUUGUGCUCUCAGGAUAUCAUUCGACGAUUGUCUGCAUUUA